AUCAAUGUCUUUAUUCAAGAAUACAAGAAAUGGGUAAUAGCUGCAUGUGUGUUUGUGUGUGUGCAUAAUAUGCAUUCUUUACUUGUUGGAUCCAAAUCCCAGGAGGAAUUAAAUAAAACAAGAAGACAAACAAAAACAAAACAAAAAUAUAUUUCUCUCCCUUCCAAGGUCAGGAAUCAGAGGAGGAAGAAAUUAGGUCAGAUCAGUGCAGGUUUUCACACUGCUGACAUUGAAAAAUGUACGGCGAGAUUUCCAAAAUACAUUUGCAAUCAAAUAACUUUGACAACAUAAGUUUUUUAAAUCAGAGGGCGGAGCUGGAAAGACAGCUUAGCUCAACAGGUUACAGGAGAUCAGAUGCCCCCUACUUUUCAUGACAAUCUUUGUGGCCUAAAUCUCCCCUUUGAUCAUUGAUCAGUAAAUCACUGCAUAUAAAUUCAUCUAACCGUUAUAAUUUCAUGAGUAAAGAUUCUCAGAUGAUUGAAUUGCGGUUUUAGUGAAUGUUGAACUUUAUCGCGAUUUCUGUUUUUAGAAUCAAUAGUCCACAUUUUGAUUUAGUUUUGCAAGUUGCUGAUUUCACACAGAUCCACUGCUGAAACGUGCCCUUUGAGUUUUUCAUCAUUUAACAAGAAUAGGCUCAGGCUAUCAUUGUGUAAUUAGGCUUAGCAUAUGUGACAGUACAUGGCACAAAACAAGAGGUUUCCAUGCAUCUAAAUCCAGAUUUUAGUCCCAAUUUUUGUUGACUAUAAUGAAAAUAUAUACUCUUUAGUAUAUAUUAACCACUGGAUGCAAAGUAAUAUAUACAAAGGAAAACUUUCUGAAUCACAUUUAGUGUUACAUUUCAGAUCACCACAAUAGGAUAUCCACAAUUUAGGAUUCAGGCAUUUGUUUUAGUUCGAUAUCGCAAUCAUUCUAUGUUUGAGUAGUUUACAGAACCAGCAGUUAGCAGCAGUAACUUCUGCUGCUUCAAUUCAAGCAUUGCAAGCAUUCCUUUAUACACAGCAUUUCAGUCAGAUUGAGGUCUGGGCUUCCAUGCUGUAGAUUUGCUGCUGUAUUUGGGGUCAUUAUCCUGUUGCAUGGCCUAAUUUAGGAGAAGCUUUAGCUGUCGGACAGACGGCCUCACAUUUGACUCUAGAAAACUUUGGCAUACAGAGGAGUUUGUCAGCUGCAAGGUGACUAUCUCUUGUGGCUGCAGAACAAGCUCAAAUCACCACCCUUAAACCAGCAUGCUUGACAGUUGGUUUGAGCCUCCAAUAUGUUUUAUAGACGACUGUAGACACUCACUGCUGUAGCGCUCUCCUGACCUCCUCUGCAUAUGAUGAUGAUGAUUUAGACUAAAUUUGGAGUCAUCACUCCAUCAAACCUUUUGCCCCUGACUUUCCGUCCAGUACCUGAAGAGGGAAAGAGAGAGAGAGAGAGAGAGAGAGAGAGAGAUCGUGCACGACCAUGGCAGCAGUUACACCUCCACCACUGAGAGAUGUGAUUAAGGCUGCGUGUUGGAUUGUCCUCUACAAAAUGCUGUGAAAUGUAAGUAUGCCUUGUUUCCUAUGAAGCUAAUAAGGAGAGAUAAACUGGACAGACUUUGUAGAUGCUGAUAUAUUUCCAAAGCACAGUGUUCAAGUAUUUAUGGCUUGUGACUACAAACCUUCAAAUUGAUUAAAUAUACCGAAUCUAAAUAUGUUACUUUUGGUACUACAUUGUUUUUGAUUUAUUCUCGCGCCCCCUUACCUUACCUUGUAGAUUGUCUCUCUCAUAAAUUUCAUCAAAAAGCAGAAAUGUGGAUAAAAUGUUCUGUAUGAAAAAUGUCAAAGAAGGUAAGUACUACUUCAAGAAAUUAAUUUUUAAUGAGUGCAAACUCAAGAUCUCACUUCCUCAUAUUGCUGUCAGGAUAUGAGUGUACUAGCUUUCAUCUACAUUAUAAAUGUAUCUAAAAUGGAGAUAAAUAAUAGAUUAACUUCCCAAGAUGUCCACUCAUUACUGACAGCUACAAAACCUCAGCCAGAGACUCUGGCUCUCUGGUAGUGGCACAAAAUGAUGGCAAUGGCUUUUCAUUACAGCAUUACAAAGUCAUCUAUUCCAGUUUAAGAGGAGAAAUGAUCAAAACAUAAUAUUCACUGCUAUAAUCUUUAAUUAAAUGUGUAAUUUAAAUGUUGUUUUCCAUAUUUUACAAAGACAGAGGCAGAUGACAUAUUCAGGUGAUUGCCACGAUGGAUGACAUGCUCAAUUCUGCAGAUACGACUGAAAAAGCGUACGAUAGAAAUGCUGACAAAGCAGCGGUCCACGAUCCACUACCUGCUACUUCAAAGUUGCCUGUUACACGUGAUUCCACUGCAGACCUUACAGAAUCUUUGACUGAAGUCAAUAGUUUUUCAGAGCAGAUUUCCACUGAGGACACUGAACUAUCUUCAGUGGACCUCUCUGCGAAUGUCUUCCCCCAUAGAACAGUAGAAGCUCCCAAAAACAUGCAAAAUAUACCAAAGUCAGGAGUGACCAGAGCAGUACCUAACUGCAGUCCACAAUCUGUGGAAAAGGAGCAGCCAAAACCUCGCAGUGCCCUGCUGCCGUCCUCUCUGGAGGUCAGCACAGUCCAUGAAUUGAGCCAUCCACCCAAACCAAAGGGCAAGAGCCAAGAAAGCCUUAAAACCACUUCUGCUCACACCGACCCAGGCGCAGAGGACCUUUGUGCUGCGAUCCUCAUGGCCUGCCUCUUCUGCCACCCCCUGGACUGCCUCCUGUCCACGCUGAGGGGGUUUAACGGGUGCGCCUGGUGGCUUUGCUCGUCCUUCUACGACUGCGAGCCUCUCCUGCAUGUGAUGCACCACUGCAACCUGUGCGGGUGUCUGGGUGUUUCUCGCUGCUUCCAGAGCGACUGUCCACUGUGCGACUUGUGCCUCCACGCUACAGAAUGCCUGGACCUCGCUAUGGAAAUCUCUCAGAUGCUUUACCACUGACGCCUACUGCCAGAAAAUAAGGCACAUCCACACACAAACCGAUGGCAAUCAUUUAUUUGUUAAAAAUCUUCUCAAAGCCAAAUUGCAGUGACAAGACAUAUUGGUUUGUAGUUAACAGUCAGUGUGAGUAUGAGUCACUGUGUAUAUGCCUGGUUAAGACAGGGUUAAUAUUGUGGAGAAGAGUAAAAGCUAAAAAGGUACAGAAGUUCUACUCUGUGAUUUACGGGAACACGACGAGCAACGCUGAGUGACGGAGUGGAGCUGCUUUAAGCUGAAAGGUACCUCCAACGCUCUGAACGAUCAGUGGAGAGCUUAAAAAAAUAAUUGUAACCACCAAUCAAUGCCACUCAAAGCUAUGAUUUAAAUAUGUUUUUGGCUGUUUUAACUAAAAACAGUGCAUCAGUGUUAGAAAAAACAAACAAAAAAAUGCUCAAACACACAUUCAUUAACUGUACACAAGGUUCAGUAAGCAUGUGAUGAAAAAAAACCUAACAUUUGUGACUAUUUAAUGGAAUAAUAAUUGCAUUGAGAUUUCAUUCAAUAAAACAUCAUACAUUGUUAUAACAGAAGUGAGACUAGUGGUUGGUUUAAAAAAAAAAAAAAA
Messenger RNA from Oreochromis niloticus (Nile tilapia), 3552 nucleotides. RefSeq lists its product as uncharacterized. NCBI's taxonomy places the organism in Eukaryota, Metazoa, Chordata, Actinopteri, Cichliformes, Cichlidae. The transcript has 5 exons. The coding region runs from base 2205 to 2948 and encodes 247 amino acids. The record is from RefSeq and is a predicted model, not a curated record.